AUGCAACCACCCAAAAGACCCAGUAAAGCCUGCGAUGCUUGCAAGCGACUGAAACGGAAAUGUGAUCGCUUAGAGCCAUGCAGUCAAUGCAAAAGAGCAAAUGUAAUGUGUGUGUUCAAUACCUGGCAAACCACAGUGUCUAAUCAUAAAGUACAAAAGCCUGAAAUUAAUCCGAAAAAAAAUCCACCACCAUUAUACAAAGAGGAAAAAGUUUCAAAAUCUAUUGAUGAAAGUCAGUUGGGUGAUCUGAAAAUAAGCAUUAUGAGAGAUUAUUCUUCCAUAGACAUCAAAGACCUACGUAGGGUCAACUAUGGUCCGUUUUCGUGGCCCAGUUUGCUCAGUUCAGACCCCAUGUUGAGCAACCUAGAACAGUACAUUUUGAAAAGGCGACCCAACUUUUCGUUUUCUUCCUACAAUAGCCAAGUUUUGGAAGAAUCUAAGGCAAUUCACUGGAAUCCCAACCAUGAACAAGGCACCAGAGUCCACAAUCGAAUGAGCUACAAAAGUGCAUUUGACAAUCUGGCCGUUGAUGUGAUGAUUGCCGUUGCUCUACCUCCACGACUGGUGAUUUCAAGGUAUCUAGACUAUUUUUUCCGGACCUUAUAUCAACUUCUUCCCAUUUUCGACGAGACCGAUUUCAAAUCCCAUAUUUUCAAAAUGCUCCCUGACGAUGACUCGCCAAUUACAAGAUUACAUGCCACCAACAAGCUGCAGCUUGCCAGAGCCGGCUCACUUAUCGUCAUACUUCGAUUUACAUCUCUUUUUUGUCGGGAUCGAAAUGUUGAAGAAAGAGACUCCAUUCUCAUUGAACAUCCUAUUUCGAUCUCGAUUGUGGAAGUGGCCCUCGAAAUCCUUGACCAGUUCAACUUGAGCAAGUAUUCGACUAUAGAAGUGCUUCAGUUUGUCAUGUUGGUCAAAAAUUACCACAGAUUUGCACCAGAAACAGUCGACGGAGUAGACGACUGCGACGCAAAUGUGUCUCUCGAUAUUGCCAUACUCAUGGCUAAGAACCUUGGUAUAAACAGAGACACCUCACACAUGCGAAGCGUCCAAGAUGAAAGCAGCUCUAUGCACCUUAUGAGCAAAAUCUGGUAUUUGCUCUUCUUUUGGGAUAUACGACGUUCAUGUAUUUCUGGAAUUCCCCUAUUAAUCAGUGAUUCAGACUACGAUAUUCCGUUUCCAGAAUACAAGGAAGGAGUCAAAAAUGUUCUUGAUGAAAGUACGGAAAGACGUUGUAUCGAGGCUUUCCAGUUCCUCAAAAGUUACUGUAUGCCGUUGAAGAAAAUCGUGGAUUUGAGUUUGAAUUUGAAAUCAGCAAUUUCAUUUGUGGAACUAACUACCUUGAUUGAAGAACACUCCAAACUAUUACGUGGUUUGGAGACCGAUAUAAAGACGACAACCAGGCAACCAGACCAAUCAUUCAGUCUCGCAUUAAACUACAAACCGAUCAUUUAUUUGGAUACAAAAAGCUGCUUCAUGUGCUAUUAUUUCUUGUUAUACCUUCACUGUGAAAAGUACUGUGACAAGAAUAGCCAAAGGUUCACAGAAGUGCUCGAGAAAAUCAUCACCAAGGAUAUUACUUUGAUGUGCAAAUUUUUUUUCUACAAUGAUGUUUUCUACGACCUUCUUUCUGCUCCAUCAGUAGAAGGAGCAGUACAAAAGGGAAAUAUUGUCAUGACAUCCUUGUUGUUGCACAGAAAGGAUUGCUCGAACCACAUGAAAUGGCUCGACACAUACACUAAAAAGUUUGUAACCUUCAGUUCCAAAUUGUCAAAAGAGUAUUGUUACGCAUGGCAAACUACCAAGUCUCAAAUUUUUGUGUUGGAUCUUAUAGCUUCAAGUGAAUUCAACGCCAAGGAGAUUCAAUCCGGAGCAAGUGAAGAUAAAAAAGUUGUGGAAAAUCGACCAUUAUUCACUGUGGAAUCAUUAUCGGAACCUUCCUUGCUGGAAGUCGAUAAUUACUGGAUAAACUAUUUUAGCCAUUUUGGAGGAGUGUCUGACCUAACAGGUGAUGUAAGAUUCGAUGACUUGUUCUAUUCCCCAGCAAUGUUCCUACCAGGCACCAAAGAGAAUUAA
This is a messenger RNA of Meyerozyma guilliermondii ATCC 6260, 2076 nucleotides long. RefSeq lists its product as uncharacterized. Lineage: Eukaryota; Fungi; Ascomycota; Pichiomycetes; Serinales; Debaryomycetaceae. The record is from RefSeq and is a predicted model, not a curated record. Gene Ontology annotation, molecular function: DNA-binding transcription factor activity, RNA polymerase II-specific; DNA binding; zinc ion binding. The coding region runs from base 1 to 2076 and encodes 691 amino acids. The transcript has a single exon. Gene Ontology annotation, biological process: DNA-templated transcription; regulation of DNA-templated transcription.